This is a messenger RNA of Chelonus insularis, 2335 nucleotides long. Its product is annotated as adenosine kinase 2-like. Gene Ontology annotation, molecular function: RNA binding; adenosine kinase activity; zinc ion binding. Gene Ontology annotation, biological process: purine ribonucleoside salvage; purine nucleobase metabolic process. The record is from RefSeq and is a predicted model, not a curated record. The coding region runs from base 182 to 2206 and encodes 674 amino acids. Gene Ontology annotation, cellular component: nucleus; cytosol. NCBI's taxonomy places the organism in Eukaryota, Metazoa, Arthropoda, Insecta, Hymenoptera, Braconidae. The transcript is spliced from 9 exons.
UGUGCGAAACAACCAGUUCAAGCCGCCAUUUUACUUCUUGUAGCGCGUGUAUCACGUCGUGCAAUUGAUUGUGUAGUUUUACCUUUACGACUAAUUCGAAAACUGAUUACGUAAGUUUCGUGGGGAAUUAGCCUCAACUAACAACUUUUGAGACACGCCAUUAUUCGUUUGCCGCGUCGUCAUGACAAAAAUUACUGGAAAACGAGGCAAAAUGCCAGGUUUUAGCAGCGUAGGCACUUUCAAGAUAUUCAUCGGUAAUCUUACUGAUAAAACUUCUAAUUCUGAUAUAAAGCCAUUAUUUGAAAAAUAUGGAAAAGUUGUGGAGUGUGAUGUAGUCAAGAACUAUGGUUUUGUGCAUAUGGAAAAUGAAGAAGCAGGUAGAAAUGCUAUACAGAAUUUAAAUGGAACUCCAGUACAUGGGCAGCCAAUAAAGUGCGAAGCAGCCAAGAGCCGCAAAGGCCCAAAUACACCAACAACCAAGAUCUUUGUUGGUAAUCUGACAGACAAUACUAAAGCCCCACAAGUGCGAGAACUUUUUGCCAAAUACGGUACGGUAGUUGAAUGUGAUAUCGUACGUAACUAUGGUUUCGUCCAUCUUGAAGCAUCGGGUGAUGUUAAUGAUGCAAUUAAGGAGUUAAAUGGACAAAUAGUUGAUGGUCAACCGAUGAAAGUACAAAUAUCUACCAGUCGAGUAAGACAAAGGCCAGGAAUGGGCGAUCCAGAACAAUGUUACAGAUGUGGACGUGGUGGACAUUGGUCCAAAGAAUGUCCCAAAGGUGGAAUGGGCGGAGGUCCAGAUAGAAAUGGAUUUAGAGACAGAAUGUUCGGUCGUGAUCCAUAUCCACCUCCACCCCCUCCACCAUUCUUACGAGAUCGAUUAAUGGGAGGUCGUGGUUUUGGGGAGUAUGAUAGCUAUUACGACAGAAGAGGUUUUGAUGAUACUAGAGACCUUUAUGAGAGGAGGUUCACAGGAAUGGCUGGACCUCGUGACAUGGAUAGUACCAUGUUAGGACGAGAUUUUCCACCGAUGUCAAUGCCACCACUACCAGCCAGACGUGAUCCAAUGCCUCCAAUGCCUGCUUUAGGUAUGGGAACCAUGCGGGAUAGUGGUUUCUCUCGUGGCAAUGAUUACGGAAUGUUUAGCAGACGAUCACCACCUCCAAGUGGUAAUAAUGGACGAUUCAGUGAAGGUAUGAUUAUUGGCUUGGGAAAUCCACUUUUGGAUAUAUCAGCUACAGUGAAUGAAGAUUUUUUGAAAAAAUACGGUCUAAAAGCUAAUGAUGCUAUAUUAGCUGAUGAACGUCAUAAAUCACUUUAUGAUGAAUUAAUUGAGCAAUAUAAAGCUGACUUUAUAGCUGGUGGAGCUGUACAAAAUACUAUGAGAGUUGCUCAAUGGUUUUUAGAAAAACCUCACGUCGCCACAUUUAUGGGGUGUGUUGGCAAAGACAAAUACUCCAAAAUUCUUGAAGAAAAAGCAAGAGUUAGUGGAGUAAAUGUAAAAUAUCAAUAUCAUGAUACAGAACCAACAGGUACUUGUGCUGUUUUAAUCACUGGGAAAAAUAGAUCUCUUUGUGCUAAUUUAGCUGCAGCUAAUUGUUUCUCGCCUAUGCAUAUAAAAAAACCAGAAAACCAUAAAUUUUUAGACAAUGCUCAAUACAUCUACAUUUCUGGUUUUUUCUUAACAGUCAGUCCAGAAACAGUACAAGAGGUGGCUAAUCAUGCUCAUGUUAAUAAUAAAACAUUUAUGAUGAAUCUUAGUGCACCAUUUAUAUGUGAAUUUUAUAAAGAAUCAUUAAUGGCAGCAUAUCCAUAUGUCGAUAUUAUUUUUGGUAAUGAAACAGAGGCUGAAACUUUUUCAAAAGUUAAUAAUUUUGGUACAACUGAUAAAAAAGAGAUAGCAUUAAAAAUGGCUAAAAUGAAAAAAGUAAAUGAAAAAAGAAAACGAAUUGUGAUAAUAACACAAGGUUCUGAUCCUGUUAUUCUUGCAAAAGAUGACACUGUUAUAGAAUUUCCUGCAACAUGUUUACCUGAGGAAAAAAUAGUUGAUACUAAUGGUGCUGGAGAUGCUUUUGUAGGAGGAUUUAUUGCACAAUAUGUACGAGGAGAAAGCAUUGAAAAUAGCAUUAAAUGCGGAAUUUGGGCUGCUACGGUAAUUGUACAAAGAUCUGGAUGUACUUACGAAGGAAAGCCAGAUUUUGGUAUUUGAUACAACGUUUUGAAAUUAAAAAUUAUACGAAAUUGUACUUACAAAAUUAACACAUUGCCAUCAUCAUUGAUAGUUAAUCACAUGAGGUUUAUUGAAAAAGAACAAAAUAAAUAAAAUUUGCAAUUUAUC